GAAGGGUGGCAAGUAUUCUGCCUUUGACAACCAUCGACAGUUCCUCGAAGAAGGGCAUGUAUUUAGAGAAGACAAAAAGCACUUCACGAAAGACAAAGUUGUCAGUGAAGUAAACAAGAUCCCAACGUUCGAUGGUACAGCUGUUGUUGCCGAGCUACUUGCUCUAAAGGCUAAGCCCAAUGGCAAAGGUUUUGUGGGAUAUGGUGAGACACACAACUGGACCCACAUUCCAGGCUUAACGCAACUCCCCUAUUACGAGCACCUCAAACUUCCUCAUAACAUUGAUGUGAUGCACACUGAAAAGAAUGUUGCAGAGUCCCUCUUUCACACAGUCCUGAACAUUCCUGAGAAGACAAAGGACAAUGUCAAAGCUAGAGUCGAUCAAGAGAGGCUUUGUGAUAGAAAAAACCUAAACAUGCGGCCUCCCCAGGCAAAUCGAAGAAAUUGGGUCAAGCCAGAUGCUGACUUCUGCCUUCAAGGUCCCCACAAGAAGGAGGCAUUCCAGUGGCUCAAAUACACCCUUAGGUUCCCUGAUGGUUAUUGUUCGAAUAUGAGUAAGGGAGUCAAUGUUUUAACCGGUCGAGUCACCGGGCUCAAGAGUCAUGACUAUCACAUAUGGAUUGAGCGGGUAAUGCCGGUGAUGGUUCGAGGCUAUAUCCCCGAGCGUGUCUGGCGAGUGCUUGCGGAGUUGAGCCAUUUCUUCCGCACACUUUGUGCUAAAGAAAUAUGCCCCAAGAUGAUGAAAAAGUUGCAUGAUAAAGUGCCAGAGUUGCUAUACAAGUUAGAGAUGAUCUUUCCGCCAGGCUUCUUUACUCCGAUGGCACAUCUCAUUUUGCAUCUCGCGAAUGAGGCAAUCUUGGGGGGACCGGUCCAGUUUCGUUGGCAGUUUUGCAUUGAGAGAAUAUUUAAGUUCAUUCGAAAGAAAUGUGGAAACAAAGCUAAGAUUGAAGCCUCUAUAGCCGAGGCAUAUAUCCUUGAGGAGGUGUCAGAUGUCACGACGACGUACUAUGCCGAUAAUGUCCCGACUCUUCAUAAUAAGCUCUCUCGGUACAAUGUCGACGAGCCCAAGUAUGAACCCAAGCUCACCCUCUUCCAAGGGAAAGGUGGCAAGGCCGGUGGCUCAAAAAAUUAUACCUUGACCAAGAAAGAGUGGGAGGACAUCAUGUUCUAUGUGUUGAUUAACAUUGAGGAAGUAGCGGAGUCGUUCAUGAGGUAAAAUGGCGAACAAAUUACUUUGUAACUAGUAAAUCGAUUUCGUACUAAUACGUAGUUUCUUCUUUUAGCCAAUUCGUCGAUGAGGAGUGGCCGGAAAGGAGGUAUCCUAAUGCCACGGAGCUGGAUAAUCUUCUAAGAAAGGG
Messenger RNA from Lolium perenne, 1358 nucleotides. NCBI's taxonomy places the organism in Eukaryota, Viridiplantae, Streptophyta, Magnoliopsida, Poales, Poaceae. The record is from RefSeq and is a predicted model, not a curated record.